Daldinia decipiens is the source of this 2165-nucleotide messenger RNA. RefSeq lists its product as uncharacterized. Gene Ontology annotation, biological process: ubiquitin-dependent protein catabolic process. Gene Ontology annotation, cellular component: cytosol. The transcript has 2 exons. The coding region runs from base 312 to 1703 and encodes 463 amino acids. NCBI's taxonomy places the organism in Eukaryota, Fungi, Ascomycota, Sordariomycetes, Xylariales, Hypoxylaceae. The record is from RefSeq and is a predicted model, not a curated record. Gene Ontology annotation, molecular function: polyubiquitin modification-dependent protein binding.
GUUAAGACCUAGACCAGAACCUCAGUAUGUACUCAUCAGGGUACCUUAAGUUAGGUACCUACCUCUUACAAUCAUCAACCAUCGCCAACCAACACCUCAUCACCCAAUCACACCUCGCCUGAUCUAAACCAUUGCCGCCUCCAUCGACUCGUUAGGCUUUCUUACUAUCCGAUCUCCUGGCUUCCUAGGUAGCUACAGCAGAACAACUAUCUUAUUUGCUUUGCUAUUAAAAUCAGAAUCGCUCCUAGGACAUUUCGGUUAACAUCACUGUUGUGUCUUCUCAACAUUUCAAUUGACGAUCGAUCCCAAAAAUGGCUGAACCAACCGAGGGCGGCUCUGACCCUCAAGUCACCUUCAAGGUGAAGACGUCGGGCGAUAAGCAACAUACCAUCACCAUGGCCGAGACCGCUACCGUAUCCGAUUUGAAAAAGAAGCUUGCCGGUGUCGAAUUCGAGGAUAUCCCUGUUGACCGACAACGUUUGAUCUACUCUGGCCGUGUCAUGAAGAACGAGGAGCCCUUGAGCACGUAUAGGAUUAAGAACGGUAAUACCGUUCACCUAGUCAAAAGCGCUGCGAGCAACCCGACACCCGCCCCAGCCUCGUCAUCGACAUCCUCUUCUACGCCUACAGCGCCCCAAAUUCCCACCAAUAUGGCUGCGGGCACGGCAAACAACCCCUUAGCAGGUCUGACUGGUGCAAGAUACGCCGGCUUAACCAAUCUACCAUCCGCAGAUAUGUUCGGUCCUGACGGCGGAAUGGUCGGUUCCAUGAUGGACGAGGAGCAGCUAGCCAAUAUGCUCAGCAACCCGAACGUCGCUCAACAGAUGAAUGAGAUGAUGAACAACGAUGCCUUCAUCGACAUGAUGAUUCAGUCGAAUCCUAUGUUACGAAACAACCCCAACGCCCGCGAAAUUGUGCGGUCGCCGCUUUUCCGCCAUAUGAUGACCAACCCUGACGCCUUACGAGGAGCCGCACGAUUACAGCGGGCAAUGGGAGGUCGCCAAGCUGCUCAGAAUGCCUUUCCCAUGCCUGGUGUGACUGACACUACUCCUGGUGAUCUAUCUUCUAGUAGUGCACAGGAUAAUGCCAACAGCAAUCCUAGUAGCAACCAGAACGCCGGUGGCCAGUACAACCCGUUCGACCCAACCACCUGGAGCAAUAUUCAAGUUCCAGGUGCCGGUGGUGGCGGUGCCGCCGCUAAUCCCUUUGGUGCUUUCUUUAACCCGUUCGGGGCAGCUCAGCCAGCUCAAGGCGCAACUAGCCCAGGGGCAACCCAGGCGACAGGUAGCGCACAAACCGAAAGCGGCAAUACCAGUACUAACCGAGGUCAAGGAACCAGUACGGAAAAUCCGUCAAGUCAGCCUCCUAACCCCUUUGCUAGUCUCUUUGGUGGAAGUGGUGCCUUUCCGGGUGUCGGCGCCGGUGUCGGUGCUGGAACCGGUGCAGGCGCGGGCGCAAACCCUUUGGGCAACUUGCCCCCCGUGACCCCCGAGCUUUUACAGCAGAUGGUCCAAGUUCUAGGUAUGGGGUCGCCAUCAGGAUCGCCCGCUCCACCAGACAACCGACCUCCUGAGGAACGCUACGCGGAACAAUUGAGACAACUGAACGACAUGGGUUUCUAUGAUUUCGACAGAAACGUAGCCGCCCUGCGACGAAGCGGCGGGAGCGUACAAGGCGCCAUUGAGCAUCUAUUAAACUCUUAACGAAAGAUAAAUCAUUAGUGUCUCGUUACUUCAUCGUAUCCUUAAUGUAAACGUUGGGAUGGGUAUGGGCGAUGAACCCCUCGUGUGGAAGGGGGCGGUAGUAGGUACUUAGCUAGAGACCAGCGGUUGGAUUGAAGCCCAUGGCUUGAUAAAUAUCAUUUCUAAGCAAGCCCGACCGGAAAUCUUGCUUGGGCAUGAGUUGCUGCGACUGGAGGGUAGUGGUUUACCUUUGUAACGUCUUAUAAUAGCGAGAAAAGAAGCAACACAAUUCACCAAGAGCUUCUAUUUUACGGUGCAACGCCUUAGGUAUAUUCAUUACAUUCAUAGAUUAGAGGAUUAGUGGGAUAUAUGUCAUCAGCCCAGCUGGAUUAUAAUACCUAGGUACCUGUUAAUGCCGUGAAUUAAGUUGCGAGAGACAACUUUCUCUAUAAAAGUUAUCGCUUGUAUCCUUAACCUUUAUGU